AUGGCGACGCUGUCGAUGACGAGGAAAGAAGAUGCAUUACGCCUGGUGGAACUGUGGGGUGAGCGUCUUGCAGUCGGCCGCCGCAACAACGUUUCACCAUCACUAGCCGGUUCUCCGAAUGAAAAGGAGCCGCAGAUGGACGUUGCGGAGGCGGCAUCAGGUGGGCUGGCGCUGCUGUCGGUCUUGGUGCAACUGGAGGAGGAGGCGGAGGACGGUGAAAUUGCUAGUGGCGAGAUGCGAACUGUGGAAAAGGCGGAGGCGGAGGCGGAGGCGGCAUGGCUCUGUCAGAGGGUGAGAGAGCUGAUGGUCGAGGCGAUGAUUUGUACAGUCGAGGCAUGUGUGAAGUGCACGGUCGCUGAAGAAGCGGUGGAGGCAUCAUGCAGUUUAAUAGAAUCAUCGUUUUGCCACGUGUGUAAAAAAAUGGAAGGGCAGGCAGCAAAGAUACGUCAGUGGUGGGAAUAUGAAGAAAUCGCGGAGCUUGGCUGGCGGUGGUGCGAAGCUCACCUUACGCUGUUGCCGAGUGAUGAAUCGGUGUGGUACCGUGAGUCAUGCCAGAAUCCGGCGUUGAUGGCAAAUUGGUGGUGGCGGCCCGAUGCGAUGAGUGCUGCCAACCAGUCAGCCACACAACAGACGACAACGACGGUGGCGUGGCCGUUUUUUAAGGGUGUUAUUUCAGGGGGGUCUGCUUUGCCCGGCACCGAAGCCCCGCGCAGCGGCUUGCAAGCCGCUGCGAAGUUUUUAGAUGCUCUGAACGCUGCAUCUGGACUCUUCGCCCAUCGUAUCGCCGUGGGGCGCGAUGUUCUGAGGAGAGUGUACGUGGCAAAGACUGGAGCCCUGCUGCGUCAGGCUCGACUUCUUGCAUGCCUCUCAUUUGUUAAGAAUGCUGCUGGUAAUCACAGUUGUGUGGAUAAAACCAAGGGUGCUGUGGAGGCUUAUGAUGCUAACGGCACUACUUUGUUAUGGGUGUCACGUGAGGGUUUAUCACUCGCGUGGCAGUGCCUUGUGGCCGCUACAACGGCUGUGCAAGUGGCUACGGCGCAUUUUGACGCGUCGUGUGAAGAUCUGCAGCGCCAGAUUCGCUGGGCGUUGCUCGGCGUGGGGAAUGCUGGCGAGGGAGAGGGCGGGGCGACGCCGCAGGGCAAUGGCGUUUUUUUCCUUCACCCUUGUGCUGAACCGUCAGAAAACAUAUGGCGUAUUUCGCACGGUGUGGGGCUUGUCGCCACGGGGCGGAUCCCCGAAGGCGCGGUGAUUCUGCGGGAGCGCCCGUCCUUAUUCGCCGACCCAUCUACCAGUCCCACCUCCAUGCCCGAUACUUACAACGCCGAGCUUUCGGUAGUAGCAGGAGCAGCGCUGGAUCUGUUUCGGCGGGGAGGUGUCUCACACAAGGACGAUGUGGCUUCGUCACAAGCGGUGGAAGCUCUGCGAAGUGGUGUACUCUUUGGGCACGCCACGCGGGCAGCUGACAUGUGGGCGGCGCUGCACCUGCUCGUCACCAUGCCGCUUGCCGAGAGCGUCGGUGUUUGUGAUGGGAACGGCCUAGCGCGGGAUGUUUCUGACCUUGUUCGCGGGUGGAACGAACGCGCCAUCGCACAACCUCCCGCCGAAGGCUUUCGGAUCCAGCAGGGCGGUGGAACGAGGCGGGGGAGGGGACUGUAUCCACUCGCUUCUCUCAUCAACCACAGCUGCUCCCCGAACACGCUGCGUCUCUUCAGCGACGAGGGAAUGGUGGCUUCUGCCUGCGGUGGCAAUGAUUUAUACAUUGUCGCCCUUCGCGAUAUCGAGCCUGGCGAGGAGAUAACUGUCACAUACCUUUCGUCACUGCUUCUUCCAAGGUCUGUGAAACGGCUCCAGAAUGGAUUCUGGUGUCGCUGCAUCUUCUGUCAGUCACACGCUGCGCUUCUGGAGGGUGUGGUGUGCCCUUUCUGCCAGCGGCUCAUCUACGACGACGACAACAACAACAACAGCGACGGCGACAGCCCGUCAAUGGCAGCGCGUGUGGACCUCUGCGGGGAGAGGUCGUAUGAGGCUAGGGGGGGAGUAGCGCAGUAUGCGCACGCAGCUGAUUGUGUCCAUGCGGGAAGCAGUAGUUCCAAGGGUCUUGUGGGUCAUGUGUCAGAAGAUUUUAAGAAAGCGAUUAGUGCUGUUCACGAUGAACUUCUGAAAAGCGUCAGUGACGCAGAUGCAGUAAACACAGGUGGCGGUGCUAGCAGUGAUAAUGCGCAACGUGGACAUAAGCCGAUGAAGAACGAGUCUGUAGAAGACGAUGAUCAGUACGCACGGCGCGCCCAGAGGGCCAUGCGGCGAUUAAUGGACAUCGAUGCCUUUGCGCAUGGAUUGCCCCCGACGCAUCAUUGCCGGUUGCAGGCACGGAUGGAGUGUCUGGCCAUUUCUCUCAACGCUGCGAUUACACCUUAUGAUAGUGGGAGGCUUCUGCACCUGUGCGAAGAGCUUUUGGAGGACUUGGAGGUGGUUUUGCCGCGAAAUUAUCCAUUGCUGACGGACAUACGUCUCCAUUACUGCCUCGUUCGCAGUCGUCAUGUAAUUGCUACAACGGAUGUGGACGACCCCGAUUUAAAUGGUGAAGGUGAGGGGUGCUGUGGCGCUGUGCGCGAGCAAGCGGAGACGGUACGUUUGCCUUUUGUACAAGAUGCUAUUAUUCGAGAGUCUGUGGUACGAUCCUUUCAAGAGUACUAUGUUCAAGCAGGUUGGCAGUUUGCGGAAAGUGAGGAUAAUGAGCUUCUCGAGUGUUUUUUGGGGCGUUAUGCUGCUGAGCUCUUCGCAUGUGGUGUUGACCGGGUAUCCCAGAUAAACAUGCUGUCGCUUAUGUACGAUGCAGCGCGGGGCAAUACUGCUGAGUAG
This is a messenger RNA of Trypanosoma grayi, 2859 nucleotides long. RefSeq lists its product as hypothetical. Bases 1 to 2859 code for a protein of 952 amino acids. The transcript has a single exon. The record is from RefSeq and is a predicted model, not a curated record. Lineage: Eukaryota; Euglenozoa; Kinetoplastea; Trypanosomatida; Trypanosomatidae. Gene Ontology annotation, molecular function: protein binding.